Messenger RNA from Dentiscutata erythropus, 738 nucleotides. Lineage: Eukaryota; Fungi; Glomeromycota; Glomeromycetes; Diversisporales; Gigasporaceae. The record is from the annotation of a GenBank genome assembly.
AUGUCUGAAAGAAUUCAAACCAAUAAUAACAUGAUUACUGAUUCUGUUACAGAUUCUGUAGUAGUCGCUGAACCUUCGACAUUAGACAAAGAAAUAAGGAUUAAUGUUCCGUUUCCUCCGAGAAUUAACCCUCGUGAUUUGAUAACUUUGCUUCCUGAUGGAAAUGUUCCGACAAGAACUCCUAAUGCUUUUAUAAUUUAUCGUAAAGCACUAAUUGAAGCUAUACGAGCCGAAGGUCAUAAUUUACCAAUGUCCUCAAUAUCUUCUAUUGCCUCUAAACAAUGGUAUAAAGAACCCGAAUGCGUGAAAUCUGAAUACAAAAGACUUGCCAUUGAAGCUCUUAAUUAUAGUAAUACGAUUAUUAAAUCUUGUUCUAUAUCUCGUCGUAGAAAGAAUGAAAGAUGGAACACUAUUACUUUCAAUAAUAACAGCAUGACUUCCCGUAAAGAUCCUAAAAGGCCCAAAAAAUUAUCAAAAAGUUUAAAAAUCCAAUCACCUUCCAGAACUGAUAUUACACCUACACCUGAAAAUUUAUCACCAACCAUACAACAGCAAAAUAUUUGGAUAGGAAAUGAUUUCAAUAACAUUCCUUAUUAUUAUGAUACGAAUCCAACAAGUCAAUUUGAUAAAAAUAUAAACGAUGGCUUUUUUACCCUUCCCGAAUUUCCUUACGGCAUUGAUACUGGAAAGUUGUGUUUGGAUACCUUGAAGAAUUACAACAUUCCAAUUUACCCUUAA